CUUCCUUUCGCUUCCGCCUCCCUCCUUCCCCGCCCCUUGUCCUCUUCCCACCCCCCUCCGGAAUCUGGCCGCGCACCUACUUGUCGCCCGCGCCCUCGCUGGCUUUCCCGUCUCCUCUUUCUUUAUCCUGCGGGCGGGGCGGGUGGGGGUGGGCGUUCCUUGUUCUUGGAUCAAGGAAAAGGGGAGGGGAAAAAAACGGGCUUUAUUUCUGCGACCGGCGGUUAGCCUGUCGCUCGCUGGCUCACACUCAAGCGGCUCAUCCGCGCCUUCUUGGUUUGUGGCCCAGCGAUUGCGGAGCUUGAGCCUCUCUUCUUGGGAGUCCCGGGUUACUUCGAGGGGAUUGGGGGGGAAAGGAUGAUCGCCGGUUAUCUUAGCAGGUUUUGAUAAAACUGUGAGUCCCUUUGUUGAUUGAAUUCGUAAUUAAUCGCAAGCUCAAGGAUCGAUGUCCGUGAUUCUUCAUUCUCUUAGUUUGAAUUGUUGAGAACAUACUGGGUUCGUAACUUUUUGGCGCUUUCAUCCUUCCACUCUCCCUAAGGCUAAAGGAAAUCUGAUCAUCACAUAAGGUCGAGAUCAUGAGUUGGUUAAAUAAAAUUUUCAAGGGUUCAGUAAACAAUAGAGUUUCAAGGGGUCACUAUGAUGGAGACUGGCAUGAAGGCCAUUCAUCUGAUUACAACAGAGAUACUUAUGGUGACAGUGAUAAUGAGGAUAUAGAUCGUGCUAUUGCAUUAUCGCUAGCAGAGGAAGAUCAAAAUAAGGGAAAAGCAGCUAUUGAUACUCACUAUGAUUUGGAGGAAGACGAACAACUUGCAAGAGCGCUGCAGGAGAGCCUGAAUGCCGAGUCUCCUCCUCGACAGAAUGUUCCUGUUGAGAAUGUGCCUCCUCGACGGAAUGUUCCUAUUGAGGAUGUUCCUCCUCAACAGUAUGUUCCAGCAAAGGAGCCACCUCCACAUGUUUACCCAGGAAGUGGAUUCAGGACCUGUGCUGGAUGCCAUAACCCAAUUGGCCAUGGCCGUUUCCUUAGUUGUAUGGGUUCAGUUUGGCAUCCCGACUGCUUCAGAUGUUUUGCUUGCAACAAGCCCAUAUCCGAGUAUGAGUUUGCUAUGCAUGAUGAUCAGCCGUACCACAGAUCCUGCUACAAAGAGUUUUUUCAUCCAAAAUGUGAUGUUUGUGACAACUUUAUUCCAACGAAUAGAGAUGGCCUCAUCGAAUACCGAGCACAUCCUUUCUGGAUGCAGAAGUACUGUCCUUCCCAUGAAGAUGAUGGCACUCCUAGGUGCUGCAGUUGUGAACGAAUGGAGCCUAGGGAGAUCAAGUACAUAACAUUAGAUGAUGGGAGGAAACUCUGCUUGGAAUGCCUAAAUUCUUCGAUAAUGGAUACUCCAGAAUGUCAACACCUUUACAUGGAUAUUCAAGAAUUUUUUGAAGGAUUGAACAUGAAAGUAGAACAGCAAAUUCCAUUACUUUUGGUUGAGAGACAGGCUCUGAAUGAAGCAUUGGAGGCUGAGAAAAAUGGGCACCACCUACCCGAAACCAGAGGUCUAUGUCUUUCUGAAGAGCAAAUUGUCAGAACGAUCCUAAAAAGACCACAGAUCGGGCCAGGAAACAGAAUCCUAGAUAUGAUUACAGGACCAUACAAGCUGUCUCGGCGGUGUGAAGUGACUGCAAUCCUUAUAUUAUAUGGUCUACCAAGAUUACAAACUGGUUCCAUUCUAGCCCACGAGAUGAUGCAUGCAUAUCUUCGUCUGAAAGGAUUCCGAAAUCUUAGUAUGGCGGUUGAAGAGGGCAUCUGCCAAGUUCUGUCCCACCUGUGGCUAGAGUCAGAAAUCAUCGCUGGUUCUAGUAGCAACGUCGCAUCCAGCUCAGCAGCAUCGUCGUCGUCUUCGUCAUCUUCAGCUCCUACCUCUUCCAAGAAGGGCGCAAAGACCGAAUUCGAGAAGAAGCUCGGGGCAUUCAUCAAGAACCAGAUCGAGACGGAUUCUUCGGAGGCGUAUGGAGAUGGGUUCAGAGCUGGCUAUCCGGCUGUCGAGCGCUACGGUUUGAGAAGAACCCUCGAUCAUAUUAAGCUGACAGGGUCUUUCCCCUAUUGAAGCAGCGGAAGUAAAGGAGGGGCCCAUUCUUCGACUUGCGAGGAUGCUGCACAUUGGCGGAUUUUGGUUUGAAACUUUGAAUUAUACAUAUACAUACCAAAGGAGGGAAACAUGUUGGGUACUUGAUUGCAAAUAAUACAUGUAAGUCUUCGGAUAAGGAAAUUCUGUAGUUGUUUCUCGUCACAGCGGACACAUAAGAUGAAGCAAUGAGGAACUGUGUCUUUGCUCAGUUCUGCAGUUCCCUUUUACAGAA
Molecule: messenger RNA, 2340 nt
Organism: Setaria italica (foxtail millet)
Lineage: Eukaryota; Viridiplantae; Streptophyta; Magnoliopsida; Poales; Poaceae
Product: protein DA1-related 1
Exons: 14
Coding region: 573-2087 (504 amino acids)
Molecular function (GO): ubiquitin binding
Source: RefSeq, a predicted model, not a curated record